AUGUUGAAGAUUUGGUCUAUGAAGCAGCAGCAGGCGCAGGCCGAGAAUGCCGAUGGUGCUGGCAAGAAGAAGAAGAAGGUCACUGCCGCCCAGCUACGAGUGCAACGAGAUCUUCAAGAGCUAACGCUCGGAAACACAAUGAGAAUGACCUUCCCAAACCCCGACGACAUCUUAAACUUCACCCUAAUCAUCGAACCAGACGAGGGCAUGUACAAGGGUGGCGUCUUCAACUUCUCCUUUGCCGUAAACCAGAACUUCCCGCACGAUCCCCCAAAGGUCAAAUGCACCCAAAAGAUUUACCACCCCAACAUCGAUCUCGAGGGAAACGUCUGUCUGAACAUUCUGCGUGAGGACUGGAAGCCUGUUCUUAAUUUGAAUGCGGUUAUCGUAGGCAUGCAGUUCUUAUUCCUCGAACCAAACGCAUCAGACCCUCUCAACAAAGAUGCAGCUGAUGAUCUUCGCGCAAACCGUGACUCCUUCAAGCGCCAUGUACGUACCUCGAUGGGUGGUGGUGCCGUGCGCGGUGUGCAUUUCGAGCGUGUGCUCCGAUAG
Penicillium malachiteum is the source of this 552-nucleotide messenger RNA. Its product is annotated as NEDD8-conjugating protein UBC12. Bases 1 to 552 code for a protein of 183 amino acids. The transcript has 4 exons. The record is from RefSeq and is a predicted model, not a curated record. NCBI's taxonomy places the organism in Eukaryota, Fungi, Ascomycota, Eurotiomycetes, Eurotiales, Aspergillaceae.